Molecule: messenger RNA, 1283 nt
Organism: Thamnophis elegans (Western terrestrial garter snake)
Lineage: Eukaryota; Metazoa; Chordata; Lepidosauria; Squamata; Natricidae
Product: tyrosine-protein kinase receptor UFO-like
Exons: 2
Coding region: 937-1245 (102 amino acids)
Source: RefSeq, a predicted model, not a curated record
AGCCGGAUGGAAUUUGCACCCCCUUCUCUGUACUUUCUGGUUUUUCCAAGGCAUCCACCCACCCACUCACUCACCCACCCACCCCUCCCCGCUGGCCCCAAAAUCAGCCGGCUAUGCUAAUCUUCGAGGUGUUUUCUGUUGCUGCUGCUGUUACUAUCACACAAGUUUGAGGCUGUGUGUAGGAGUUGUCUGCGUCUGGGGAGUGAGAGCAAAGAAAGGGAAGCUGUGUCUUCCCCAAUCUCUUCUCUCCCUCUCUCUCUCUCUCUCAUUCACUCACUCUCACUGUCUUUUUGGAGAAGAUGACACUCUUGAGUAAGCAAGAAGUUAAUUCUCUUGAGUAAGCAACUUUAUUGUAAGGUCUGAGUAGACUCCUCUGGGCUCAGGAGCCGGAGUAGGAGGAACCCAAGGGUGAACUAGACAGAAGAAGAAGGAAAAAAAACACCCAGCUGUUCUUCAGACACCAGAAAAGCAGAGCUGGGAAGAAGAAAAAUCAAUUUUGCUGAGCCAAAAAGCAAAUUAAUGCAGGGAUUUUGAAAGGGGGAACGGAAUUCUUUUGGAUAGUCCCUAAACUUCCCCCUGUUCAUCAUCAUCUUCUUCUUCUUCUUUUUGAUUUCAAUGAGACAGACAAUUGUUUUGAGUUGAGGAAUUAUUCCAGAGUUUGGGGCACUUUGGAUCCAUCGCUCCUCCGGCCUCCUGGGUGCUGACUUCACCGCGGACUUCGUCAUUUGUUUUCUCCGAUUCGAGGGGUCAUUUCUUUGGCCGCCUUUCCAUGAUUCGGUGAAGGCAGAGGCUGCUGCUUCUUGGGGAGAAAUCUGGUUUUUCCCCCAACAGAUUUUUCUGGAUUCCUUUUUUUUUUUUUUUUAAUAUAAAUUUCCUCCCCCUCUUUUUUUUCCCUUCCUUCCACCGAUGAGCUACUAAACUGUGUUGGAAGCUGGGAUGAUUUUCGAGGCAACUUUUCGGUUUGGGAAGAUGGACCAAGUGAGGUGGUGCCUUCUGGCCAGUUUGCUGGCUUGGUCGAUGGGCAUCAGCCACACCCAGGAAGUGGGAUACUUCCAUGAAAGUCCGUCGAAUUUGACCUCGUCUUUGGGGAAGGACGUGAAGCUCACCUGCUUGGUCCUGGCCCUGGGCGAGGCACCGGAGAUCAGCUGGCUGAAGGAUGGUGAGGCCUUCGAAAUUGCCAACAUUAACCAGAUCCAGGUGCCUUUGGACGAAGAAGAAUGGAUGACCACCAGCGAACUGAGGUGAGCAUCUGGCAACAUGGCUGGCAGGGUUUUAAUGGGCCA